Messenger RNA from Gopherus evgoodei (Goodes thornscrub tortoise), 2431 nucleotides. RefSeq names its product MYB proto-oncogene like 2 (gene MYBL2). Gene Ontology annotation, molecular function: DNA-binding transcription factor activity, RNA polymerase II-specific; RNA polymerase II cis-regulatory region sequence-specific DNA binding. NCBI's taxonomy places the organism in Eukaryota, Metazoa, Chordata, Testudines, Testudinidae. The record is from RefSeq and is a predicted model, not a curated record. Bases 184 to 2274 code for a protein of 696 amino acids. Gene Ontology annotation, biological process: regulation of DNA-templated transcription. The transcript is spliced from 14 exons. Gene Ontology annotation, cellular component: nucleus.
GAUCCGCCGCGGCCAGCCCCGCAGCCGGGCUGACUCUCCUUGCCCACGUGCGGGUGGGGGCGCCUGGCCCGUUUCCUCGGGAUGCCAUGUCCGUGCCGUCCGAUAGCCGGGCUUUGCUCCGGGCUGAGCUAACGCGGAGACCUGGGCUCCCCGCACUUCAGCCUGCAGGAUGCUGAUGCGGUCAUGGCUGCUCUCCUGCGGCGCUCCGCCACUCCCACGUUUCCAGGGACGCUGCAGAGUGAGGAGCAAGAUGAGCUGCAUUACCAGGACACAGACUCGGACGUGCCAGAGCAGCGGGAGAACAGGUGCAAGGUCAAGUGGACUCACGAAGAGGAUGAAUGGCUGAAGACGCUAGUGAAACAGUUUGGACAGAGCGACUGGAAGUUCCUGGCAAGUCACUUUCCCAACCGCACUGAUCAGCAAUGCCAGUACCGGUGGCUGAGAGUGUUGAAUCCAGAUUUGGUUAAAGGGCCUUGGACCAAGGAAGAGGAUCAGAAGGUAAUUGAAUUGGUUAAAAAAUUUGGCACAAAGCAAUGGACACUGAUAGCAAAGUACCUGAAAGGGAGGCUGGGGAAGCAGUGCCGGGAACGCUGGCACAACCACCUGAACCCCGAGGUGAAGAAGUCCUCGUGGACGGAGGAGGAGGACAGAAUCAUAUUUGAGGCUCACAAAGUUCUGGGGAACCGCUGGGCUGAGAUUGCCAAGCUGCUGCCUGGGAGGACUGACAAUGCUGUGAAGAACCACUGGAACUCCACCAUCAAACGGAAAGUGGACACGGGAGGUUUCCUCAGUGAAACAAAAGACUCUGAGUCCCUGUACUUGUUGGUGGAGGUGGAGGGCGAAGAAAGCCAAAGUGUCCAGAGUGCUGGGAACCAGAAAAACCUACACACUAGCUGGCCUGCCGAUACCUUGGAAAUAAAGGAGGAAGAAGCCAGUGAGGAGGAAGCAACUGGCUUCCAGGAGCUGACCUCUGAGCAAGCAGCUGCAGCACUGGCAGAGGACAAUGCCGAGGGGGCCCCAAAGGACGUGGUGCCUGAAGACGCAUCGCCAGACAGCACCUUUCCAUACAAAUGGGCAGCUGACACUGCCAACUACUUGAGCCUGACUUCGGGACCAGCCUUUACGGAAGCUCUGGACAUGAUGGAAUCGGACCCAGACGGGUGGUGUGACCUGAGUCACUUCGACUUGCCCGAGGAUCCAGCCGCUGGCGACAGCAGCAGCAGCAGCCCGGUCAGGCAGGCCCCCAGGAAGCCCCCAGGACCUGUACCUCACGUGAUAGAGUAUCGCCUGGAUGGCCACACCAUUUCAGACCUGAGCAAAAGCAGCAAGGGUGAGCUGAUCCCCAUCUCUCCCCGCUCAGAGGUGAGCUCUGGCACGCCACCCUCGGUGCUUAAGAGGCAGAAGAAGAGGAAGAUCUCCCUCUCGCCCGUCACGGAGAACACCAGCUACUCCUUCAUAGACUCCUGUAACAGCAUGACGCCCAAGAGCACCCCGGUCAAGACACUGCCUUUCUCCCCCUCCCAGUUCUUAAACUUCUGGACCAAACAGGAUACACUGGAGUUGGAGAACCCGUCCCUGACCUCCACUCCUGUGUGCAGUCAGAAGGUGAUAGUGACCACCCCGCUGCACAGGGACAAGACUCCGCUGCACCAGAAAAACUCAACGUUUGUCACUCCAGAUCAGAAAUACGUAGCAGAUAACACACCCCACACGCCCACGCCUUUUAAGAACGCCCUGGAAAAGUACGGCGCCAUGCGGCCACUGCCGCAGACCCCUCACCUGGAAGAAGACUUGAAGGAAGUGCUCCGAAGCGAAGCUGGCAUCGAGUUGAUCAUAGAGGAUGAUGUGAAGCCUGACAAACAGAAAAGGAAACAAGGACUGCACAGGAGUCCCAUCAAGAAGGUCAGGAAGUCUCUUGCCUUGGACAUUGUGGAUGAGGAUGUGAAGCUGACUGUCUGCGCCAUGCCUAGGUCCAUCUGCUUCAAAAGAGCACAGCCUGUGAGUUUCCUCUCGAGGUCCCUUAACCUUUCCUCCUCAAGCAGCAAGGACGACAGCGGUUUGCUCAAUAGGGGGUUCGUGCAGGUGAAGACUGAGAAGACCUCAUCCUCCAGGAAGAUCCCAAGCCAAUUCAGACCACCUGCUCCGAUGUCCAGUGCAUGGAAAGUAGUGGCUUGCGGCGGAACCCGAGACCAGCUUAUCAUGCAGGAGAAAGCUCGGCAGAUCUUAGGUGCAUUAAAACAGAGCCACACGUCAAGGACAUUGAUCUUAUCAUGAAGGAUUGUUGGUUUUUCUCUGCUUUACGAUUUUUUAAUUUUUUUAAGUAGAGGAGGGGGAAAAAGAACACACAGAAGAAUUCUCUUUGGCAAAGACACUGUUUAUUUUCCCUUCUCUGAACUCCAUGUUCCCUGGUAGAUCCAUAUUUUAAUAAAUU